Solanum lycopersicum (tomato) is the source of this 4150-nucleotide messenger RNA. RefSeq lists its product as uncharacterized. The record is from RefSeq and is a predicted model, not a curated record. Gene Ontology annotation, biological process: microtubule-based process. Gene Ontology annotation, molecular function: dynein intermediate chain binding. Gene Ontology annotation, cellular component: cytoplasmic dynein complex. NCBI's taxonomy places the organism in Eukaryota, Viridiplantae, Streptophyta, Magnoliopsida, Solanales, Solanaceae.
AAUUUUCAUAUGAUAUAUAUUCCAAAUUAACUACGUUCCACUGUAUCGGAGUUUGGUAAUCGAGUUGAGUGGAGUGGAGCGGAUGGAUGAGGAGUUUUGUGUCUCUAUCAUCCACGUGCUCUCAGUAAUGUUGUUAUACAUUUUUAUUUGAUUUGGGCCAUUAGAUACUUGGGCUGAUUACCGUACUCCUAACAGGCCCAUUUUAAAGACAUUCUUUGAGAAAAUAGCCUAAUUUGUCAUGUACUAUUUGAUAAUUGGACAAUUUUAUUCUCUGAUAAUGAUUCUCUUAGGAUAAUCAUAUCCCUUAAUAGGAAAUAAAAAGUCUCUUUUUUAUAUUUCAACUUCAUGAUUUUCUGUUAUAGUUAAAAGUUAUGGAGUAAAUUUUAACUUCUAUUUUAUGGCAAAAGUAUGAAUGAACUAAAAGUCCAGAUGAAAAAGUUGAAGCGUGAUAGUAAGUAUCUCUUUUAUUUCUAAUCAAAUAUUUCAAAUUCAAAUCUUAAAAAUAAAAUCAAGUUUCACUUUAUUCCAAAGCAAAAUUAGUCAGACUUUAAAAUAAAUAUUAUUCGGAGGAAACAAAACGAAAAGAAAGUGUUAUUGGAGUUGGUAGAAAAGGAGACAAAAAGUGUGAAUAAUCCAUUGGGAAGCACAACCUUUAGGAAUCAAUCUCCCAUACCAUCCUCGUGUAGUCAGAGUACUAUUAGCACAAAGACUUAGAACUUAGAACCUCCCACCCAACAUGCCCAUUAUUAUUCUCCCUAAUAUAAGUAUAUCACCAUUUCCACACCUAUAACAACGGCACCAAUUAAUACUUUUUAUGCGAUAUUAAAUUUUGUAUAAGUAAUAUCGUAUUAGGUACGAAAAAAAUUAGUAUAUUCAGGUAGUAGGUCAAAUGGAAGUUCAAACGUACCGGCACUGGCCCUGUGGUUGGGUCUGUCUGUUUUCUCUGAAUGGUCAAAAGUUUCAACUCACGUUUUUAUGAAUAGAGACAAAUUCAGCCCAAAUCAAUAUUGGAAACAGUAGCUUAGCAGCAAUAACUCCUGGAAAAUGCCCAUGCAUUCAUCUUCUUCGUCUCUUUCACGGCGCCAGAAGCCUAAUAACAACAAUGAAAAUGGCAUUAGCAAGUCUAUGUCGGCAGAAGAAGAAGUGAAGCUUGCAGCUCUUGCUAUCAGCUUUAACAUACGGCUCAGAUCAGCAGAUAUGCCUUUCGCCAUGCAAGCACAUGCCCUUCGUUACGCCAGAACUCUUCUCCUCCAACCUGUGAAUCACCGUCCUAAUCCCUCCCUCCUCGCUCGCUCCCUAAAAAAGGAGUUUGAUUCGAUGUAUGGACCGGCAUGGCACUGUGUGGUAGGGAAGAGUUUUGGAUCGUUCGUGACUCAUUCACCUGGUGGAUUUGUGUAUUUUUCACUUGAAUCGUUCUCGUUUCUUCUGUUCAAGACGGAGGUUCAGUUGAUCACUGAAGCAGUAGUACCAACACCUGCUGCCCGCUGAUUGGUUGCUGCAGCUGGCGGAGACGGUUGUUGCUUGGUUGACGCCUGUCGGUGGUUAGUUUCCCAAUCUCCAUUCUGAAACAGAUAUAGUUGCGAACUUGUUUUGGAGGUAAUUUCACAAGCUAAUUAUGAUUGUACAUAAUACUAUUGAUAUUUCUCUAAGAAAAAAAAUACAUGUAGCACACUGUUUCCUAUUUCUAAGUUCUUUCAUCUUCGAAUACAUAAUUCAGCAAUAUCAAUGGUGCACUAAUUCCAAUUGAGAUGGUUCCAUAAAGCUCAACGUCGCUCUAGACAACACUAAGUCAUCUAAUAGAAUCUUACUCUGCUUUAAGACAAGUUUCUUUCUCUCCCACAUGAACUGCUCUACCUUGUCUACAUCUUCCGGGGUGUCAACACCAUGAGUCUCAUGGUCAACUUUUUAUCACCUGAAUACAGGACGAGAUCCAUCCAAAAUAAUAAAAACACUGAUAAAUUAACCGGAACGAGUAAACGGUUAAGUCAAGCUUGCAGAUUUAGUACCUUCAUCUAUUAUCUCAGGUUCAAUAAGAGGUUCAUCUCCUUGUAUGUUAACAACAAUGUUACAUUUCUUCCCAAGCUUUUGAAAUGCUUCAUUACAACGCUCAGUUCCUCCAAUUUAAUAACUGAGCAUUAGCAAUCUCACCGACUGAAAUUCUCAUAAGUAGCAAAAUUUAGGAUUAAGAAAACGACGGAUGUUCUGUUUACCAUUUCUACAUGAUUCAGAGCUCAUUAUUACUUCAGCACCAAAACCUUGACAGCACUCUAGCUAUCUUUUCAUCAUCUGUCUGAAAUUCUCUCUUCCUUUUCUAUUUUCUUCCAAUAGUUCGACCUAUCCAUAAGUAGCAAAAUUUAGGACUAAGAAAAUGACGGAUGUUCUGUUUACCAUUUCUACAUGAUUCAGAGCUCAUUUUUACUUCAGCACCAAACCUUGACAGCACUCACAUAUCAGCAUUUGUGAUUACUACCACCAACUAUUGCUACUCUUUUCUUUCCUAUUUUUCUUUGUCGAAGGUUGGGGUUGGGGUUACGAGAAGUAGUCAAGUUAUGUGAAAUGGAGACGUACCAACAUGAUCCAAUGUAGCAGCAAGUUUAGCCUGUUCCCAUGCUCUCUGCAAUAAUUCCGAUGACCCAGCUCUGAAACCUGACGGAUUGGACAAGGUACGCACGAGAACUGAGAACGGCGGCCAUUGCAGCUCCUACAGCUAGACCAUUUAGGAUUUAUGAUUUUAGGAUUUAUGAUUUUGAAGAGCCAGACGAUGAUGAAUGGAGAGUUGAAAAAAUUAUGGCAGAUCUAGUUUUGCUAGCUCCAUGUUCAAUUGAAUAGGAGGUGUUACAACAAAUAGGAGUAGAUAUUGUAUUUAAAUGGCUAUAAAGGUCUUAUUAAAUGUGAAAUGAAUUACUAUUAAUUAUAAAUUAAGUAUCACAUAAAUUAUAAAUUAGAACCGAUACAAAUGAUUGAUAGAAUAGAUAACUCUGUAUCCAAGACUGCUCAAACCUAAAACCUCUUUAAAAGUUAGUAAAUUAAAAUGUGCUCUCUUAUCUGUAUUGUUACAUCUAUAAUCUUAAUUUGGCACAGAUUUAGAGAGUAAAAAUUAUAAGAAAUGUAAAAAUGUGAUGUUAAAUUUAUUUGCAUGGAAUAUUGAAACUAAAAAGUAAAGCAAAUAAUGCAAAUUGAAAAUGUAACAUUUGGAAAAGAGAACGAACCAAUUACUUUGAUCAGCAAAGCAAAAAUACACUGAUACUAUUAGCCUAUAGCAAAAGAAAAAAGUGCAAAUCGGACUUGGUCCAAAUUUCAAGCUGUAUAAGCGCCGCCGCCACGGGAACCACCACUACGGCCGCCGCCACGACGGCCAUAGUCAUCGUCAUCCUCAUCAGAAUCAUCAUAGCUUCCAUACACAUCAUCAAAUCCCUUCGAUUCAUCAUCAUCAGAAUCGUCAAAAUCAUCUUCAUCAUCAGAAUCGUCUUCGACAUCUUCUUCCAGAUUAGGACGUCUCAUGCUACUGGUCGAUCGGCUUCCACGAAGCUCCAUCAAAGACAAAUCAAAAACAGGCAAACCGGAGCCGAUACCAAUCGGGAAGUUCCAAUUCAGAAGAAAUUCAUCCGCAUUUGACACACUCAACUUUUUACUAUCAGAGAAAUGCCCAGUCAGAAUCGACUUUGGUUGAAAUUGAGGGGAAAUGAUAGAUGAGCCUACAGAGGCGGCGGCGGUGGUAGCUCCGGGGCGGAGGAGCUGACGGUGAAUGAUAUUUUGGAGUGAAGUUUUGUUGGUUAAGCUUUGAAACCUAGAUACAGCAGCCAUGGUUGCUAAAGCUGUUUAGCUUCACUGAAAACGAAAGGGUUUUAUAAGGGUUUAAGAGCUCUAGGGUUUUGGAGGGUUCUAGAGAUUUAUUAAAAAAGAAGGAAUAGUAGACUUAUAAAAUAAUUUUAAGCUGCCGGCGAAUAUAUAAUUUUAAUAUAUAUUUACAUAUCAAAUAUAAUAAAUUCAAUGUUUUAAGAAACGACUAUAGCUAAUAACAAAGAUAAAUAUAACUAACACACAAAAUUGAACAAAUAUUCAUAGGACAAAUAUGAGAGAUAAUAAGAGAUACAAGUAAUACAGUAAAAGCCAAAUACUGUUAUACAACAUGAAAGAUAUAAAAACGAAA